ACGACGUGCUACUAAAAUUUGCCCCAAUACUAGUUGUCUGUGCCUCAGCAAACCCUAACAAUGGUGUGCAUCAGGAAAGCCACAGUCGACGAUCUUCUGGCUAUGCAGGCCUGCAAUCUCUUCUGCCUGCCCGAGAAUUACCAGAUGAAGUACUACUUCUACCAUAUCCUUUCCUGGCCGCAGCUCCUCUACGUCUCCGAGGAUUACAACGGCAAAAUCGUCGGCUAUGUUCUCGCCAAGAUGGAGGAGGAGACCACCGAGUGCCACGGCCACAUCACCUCCCUCGCCGUCCUCAGAACUCACCGCAAACUUGGCCUUGCCACCAAACUCAUGACUGCUGCUCAGAACGCCAUGGAGCAGGUGUAUGGGGCAGAGUAUGUUUCACUGCAUGUUAGGAAAAGCAACAGGGCUGCUUUCAAUUUGUACACGGAAACAUUGGGAUACAAGAUCCAUGAUGUGGAGGCCAAAUAUUAUGCUGAUGGAGAAGAUGCUUAUGAUAUGAGAAAAGAAUUGAAAGGUAGAAAGCACCACCAUCAGCAACACCACCACCAUCAUCACCACCAUGGCGGUGGAUGUUGUUCUGCGGAUGCCAAGUCAGAUGAAAAGCCCGGAUCAGCAGAAGUCAAAACCGCAUGACUGGAAUUAAUUCCAGCUAUCUGAAAUUUUAUUAUAUUGCAUGCUUAUUCAGUUGGUGCAGAAUUAUGAUGGCUUGUGUGCUUCAUCUGUUUUAGUAGCUUGGGUCUGUUAAAAUUUUUGUCAAGGCGAAUGACUUGCUGGUAAUGGAAGGUUGAAUGACAAUGUUGGACAUAUGUUUAUCUGUUUGCAGCCAAAGAUCUGUGUUUGUUAGGCCA
Messenger RNA from Salvia splendens (bonfire salvia), 851 nucleotides. Its product is annotated as N-terminal acetyltransferase A complex catalytic subunit NAA10. Gene Ontology annotation, molecular function: protein-N-terminal-glutamate acetyltransferase activity; protein N-terminal-serine acetyltransferase activity. The record is from RefSeq and is a predicted model, not a curated record. Gene Ontology annotation, biological process: N-terminal protein amino acid acetylation. NCBI's taxonomy places the organism in Eukaryota, Viridiplantae, Streptophyta, Magnoliopsida, Lamiales, Lamiaceae. Gene Ontology annotation, cellular component: NatA complex. The transcript is spliced from 2 exons. The coding region runs from base 61 to 636 and encodes 191 amino acids.